AAUAGAGCAGAAGAAAGCACCAGCAGUCUUCUGCAUGCUCCUGGUCCUCAUGCUGAACCCCUUGAUCAAUAGCCUGAGAAACAAGGAGGUGAGGAGCAGCUUCAGAGGGACACCUAAGUAAGCUGCUAGGACGUCAUAGAACAGAACCAGCCGCCCCCCUCAUCUCCCCCAAGGUGGGCAGCCUCUCAGCGCCGCUCCGACGGGAGCUGAAGCUCCCCUGCCGCCCCGCUCCCCCGGCAGCAGCCAGCGUGAAACUACACCCCCCAGUAUGCCUCGCGCCCCGCUGUGCCCACUGGGAGCGGACGCCCUGACCUAUUGCCGCGGAGCAUACUGGCAACGCGAGCCCAGCAGGGGGCACGGGCAGAAGCCGCUCGACGACGAAAUGGCGGUCGAUAAGGACCUGCUGGAGUUGGAUCUGUACGGCCUGCUGGGGGUCGGCGAGAAGGUGUCGGAGAAGGAGAUUAAGAAAGCGUACCGCCAGAAGGCCUUGACUUGUCACCCAGAUAAGAACCCAGAUAAUCCCCGAGCAGCGGAAGUCUUCCACCAGCUGUCUCAGGCCUUAGCUGUUCUGACAGAUGCAGCAGCAAGGGUGGCAUAUGACAAAGUGAGAAAAGCCAAAAAGCAAGCAGCAGAAAGGACACAAAAGCUUGAUGAGAAGCGAAAGAAAGUAAAGCUUGAUCUUGAAGCCAGGGAACGGGAAGCCCAGAUCCGUGACAAUGAAGAGGAGGAGAUCCGGAUAACAAGGACCUUAGAACAAGAAAUAAUACGGUUGCGUGAAGAAGGCUCUCGUCAGCUUGAAGAGCAGCAGAGACUCAUUCGAGAACAGAUCCAACUUGAAAGACAGCAGCGCAUCCAAGGUGAAAUAGGCAACCAAGUAGGAAAUGGAGCAGAAGGCAGAAUAACUCCCAAACUCAAACUAAAAUGGAAAUGCAGGAAAGAAGAUGAGACAGGAGGGGGAUAUUCAAAGGAAGUUUUACUGCGGAUGCUGCAGAAGUAUGGCGACGUGCUAAAUUUGUUGAUCUCCAGUAGGAAGGUUGGAAGUGCAGUCGUGGAAUUUGCUACUGUUAAAGCUGCUGAAAUGGCUGUGAAGAAUGAAGUUGGCCUGACAGAUAAUCCUCUAAAGAUUUCCUGGCUGGAAGGCCAGCCCCAGAGCAAUCCCAGCUGUGUCCUUUCUGACAGCAGUGGUCGGUCUAGGACUUCACAGGACUUUCUGUCAGUGUAGCAAUACAUUGAGGUACAAGCUACUUGAACAACUGGAUGUUUGCACAAUAUCCCCCUCUUAAAAGUGAAAACUAAGGAUGCUCCUUGCUCAACACAAAGCCUCUAAUUCCAUUCUUCUGUGAAUUUAGUCUAGUGUACUUCAACUGUGAAAUCCUUUGGCAGGUAGUUCACUGAAAGAGGUAUGGAACCUUUAGAGAGGUUUAGUUACUGCAUUCACAAGAGGGUGAAAUUUCAAUGCUAAAAGCAAACCUAUGUUCUUAGGGUCUGCAGGAAGAAAACUAAAAUAGUGUCAAAUUAAAUAUUCUUUUAAAGAGCUCUUUUCUGUUUUGGUUCUUCUUUACUAGUGUUGGUACAGCUUGGUAGACACUUCAAGUGCAAAGUAUUUGCCAACUUCUUGGUUAUUCCGCUGGAUGUUCAAUGUGAAGCUGCUGCUGAGAAUUUUAUCUCUUUUGUGAUUGGAAUACAAUAUGUAGUGGCUAAAACAUAGAAAAUGUCUCCUCUAAUGUGCCGUGCUGCAUGAAAUUGUUGGCCAUCAGUUACCUUGUGCUUCUAUCGCCUGUUUGGAGUGGGAAUUGUAUCCACUUCUUUUGGAGCAGAACUAUUCUGUGUUAUAAAGCAAAGUGUAGUAUAUCUCGUGCUCUGCCUGUGUUCUGAUCUGGGUAGUUGCUUCUUUUCUGAGAGAAAAUGUGAAGGGGCCUGAGAUCCUCUGGCUAUUUGAAUUCCUAUUCAAGUUUCAUGUGACACUUCCUCUCUUCUCCUUCACUGCCUCAUGCUGUACAGGUACCCUCAGACCAUGCAUUUACAACCAAAAUACUGUAGCAGUUUGUAAGAUUGUUUAAUAUUUUUUCUCCUGACUUCUCAAGUACUGUAUUCACAUGUCAGAAUGCCUUGCUGCUAUCCUAGUUCUGCUUUUUGUUCUAUGUUCUAUUUUGAACAGCAUGGCCUGAGCAGCAUCACUUCUCAGACAUUUCAAGCAAUGGCAGUUUGAGGAUCAUAGGCCAUAGCCAAGCAGGUCUCCAUGCACAAUGAGUGCUGCAGGCAGAGCAGAUUCAGAAAGGUAGCCAAAAUGCUUUGGAGAAAAGCAGGAUUCAGUUGAGUGUAUUUGAGUAUCCCUCACUAGCAGAGAACUAGCACUGGCUCUGGAGAGCUCAUUCAUACCUAAGAGGAGGAGAGGGGAGCCACUAGUGCAGAGGUUGGUAGUGUAUUCUUACCUGUGCAUUUUCAAGUAUUGAAGACUUAUUGUUUGAUUGAUCUUGGCUUGUUUCCAUGACGAAAGCUUGUUAAUUUGAAACUGCAGUGUCCGCCUGCUGUGAAGGAUUAGAUGGUGGAGCAGCAGCAAGGGAGGACAGGCUAAAGCAGCAAAUGGAGUUCAUGCUGUGUGGAGCUGGUUACUCUGUUCGAUCCAGCAUAGCUUCAUCAUUACAUUGUUUGUUCUCUAAAUGAUGAGUUCUGGACAGUGAUUUGCAACCUUUUCCAAGAGCUACGCUUCUAAUGCUUGUGUUCUUUCUACUGCUUUUAUGUGUAAGCAGCAGUGACUUCUUUAAUUACAUUGUUGUCUUACUGUCUAGGGUAAGAUACCCAAGCUGCUCCGGUUUGUUUUAUUAUUUGCUUCAUUAGGCUUUCCCAAAGUCCUGCUGCUGCUUCUGCGUGGAUGUUUCCAGAAUGUACAACUUGGUAAUCCCUUCUCUUCACCUUACUGUUUCUAGCUGUCAUAGCUGUCUUUGCUCUCAGCUCCUCAGUUCCAGUCUUCCAAAUGACAUUUUUCAGUUAUCAGUUGACAUUGCCGCAGACUACUACCUACCUUAUCUCUUUCAUACACAGUCUGGCUUUCCAUCCAUCAGGGGCUAUGUUCUUUCUUUCAGGCUCAUUCUGAUUUUAAGCUGCCCUCGUUUCCUCUUUGGUGUCUCUGGGCAGCUCCUAUUUUUGUCCGAUUCCACCUUCUGUUUGCUCCCACUCUGUGCAAAUGCAGCUCCUUCCCUGCUCUGCUUCAGGAGACAGCUGAAGAGCUGCACUGUUCUCAUGGCAACACGCUCACUACCCAUCCUGUCUGUGUUCCAUGCGUGGGGUUGGCAGCCAGGAGCUGUGCACCAAAGACCACAAAUAAUGGAGACCCACAGACAGGCUACACCAGGACACCUUAGGAAGCAGUUCCUAGGAGAAAUCAGGGCUGACUGCUGAAACAUCACGCUGUGAGGAGGCAGUGAGUUGCAAAUUGCAUACCUACACAGUUUUUGCUGACCUGUUUCAUCCCACGGCAAAGGAUGAGUGUUGUCCUUCCUAGACAACAGGAGGGUUAAGCUUUACAAAUUAGAAAACUACAAAAGCUGUGGUUUGACCACUGUUACUUUAGGAUACUUGAGAGCAACAACUAUUUGAUUGCUGCAGCUCUGAUUGGUUCAAAGCACACAGACUGUGUAGUGCUGUGAGAACUAUUGUGUACACUAAUUUUAUAUUGUUUUGUCACUACAACGGCAUAAAGUGCUUGCUCAUGGGAAAGUCAUCAUUGCACCUGGUGGUGUCACCCUACGUGCUCCCAUUCACUUUUGACCAUCCAUUCAGCCACAGUAAAGUGCUGAGAAAAGCUUUCUGUCACAUAUCCUGUUGCAAUCUUUUCUAACCUUUGAGGCUUCAGCAAAUGUUAUUCAUAUUAUCUGACUUCACCAGAUUCACAUCAGGUUGUUGGCUGAGUUCAAUGCCUUCUCUGGGAUUGCACUUUGCUGUUUCCAAAGCUCAUGUUUGUCUGGGUCCAUGGGAUUUUUGUGGGUUUUUUGUUUUUUGAAGAGCAUUAGUUUCUUAUCUAGCUAUGAAAACAAGAUAAGGCAUUGAUGACCCAGUAGGUUGUGCACUGUCUUUUCAGCAUGGUAGUGCCUAAGUUGUACUCAGCCUGGCAGAGCAUUUUCCACCUCACAGAAUGAAGAAUUGUGUUCCUUUCUACACUGGAUGUUGGUCCUGAUCUGUCUGCUGCACUCUCCUUCUCAAGGGAAAGUGGGUAUGAGUAGCUCUAGCCUUUUCCCAACCCAGAAAAACAGAGCUGCUUUUCCCACCUUCCUGUAUGCCUCAGGUGGCAGAGAGGGUUGAUCUUGAUCACUACAGAUAAGAAACCUAUGCUCCUGCUACCUGGCCUUUGUUGUUUUGGCUCACUACCAAUGAAAUGAGGCAACAAGGCACUUCCAAUCACAGAAACAUUUAUUCUUCCGUGUCUGUACAGCUGAUAGGUCAGUGCAUGCUUCAAGCAGCAGUAUCUAGAGAAAUUUCUUCUGCUAGUAGACUAAAUAAACUGCUGUUUCUGUAUUAUGAGCUUAUAUAGAUGGUUACCUGUUUGCAGGCUACAAGUACCAACUGCAUUUGAAUUAGGGGGAAAAAAAAAAAAGAAAAA
Messenger RNA from Lagopus muta (rock ptarmigan), 4597 nucleotides. It is a transcript of the gene DNAJC17, whose product is annotated as DnaJ heat shock protein family (Hsp40) member C17. Gene Ontology annotation, biological process: spliceosomal complex disassembly. The coding region runs from base 269 to 1222 and encodes 317 amino acids. The record is from RefSeq and is a predicted model, not a curated record. Gene Ontology annotation, cellular component: spliceosomal complex. Lineage: Eukaryota; Metazoa; Chordata; Aves; Galliformes; Phasianidae. The transcript has 13 exons. Gene Ontology annotation, molecular function: nucleic acid binding.